AUGAAUUUUGCAAACACUGGCGCGAAUAUGUUCAUUGCACUGAUUACUAUCUCUGCUUUUGGAUACGCCAUUUUCGAUCAAUACUGGCUUGCGGGAAUCACGCCGAAAGCGGAGAACUUUGAACUUGACGAUCCUAAUGUCAAAUGGGGACAGAGCUACGGCUGCUGGCAAACAGAAGACGUAAAGUUAAAUUUAUUCCACGAAAAACGAUCAGAAUGUCUUUUUCAAUGCGCUCAUCUUGGAUUCCAUCUUACCGCUUUUCUUCGGGACAAGUGCGCCUGCAUCACCGAAGAGCAGAAAGCGCUAUUCCAGCGCGUUUCCGAUGAAGAAUGCGAGAUCAGCUGCGUCGACGAGUGGGACAUGAGUUGCGGCGGCCUCAAGGGAGAAGUGAGCAUUUACAGAACCCCGCUUGUUGACAAGAGAUGCGAAACAAUUAAGCUAGGAGAGGAAGGACAGUUUAAGAAAAUCAUGCUCGCCAGUUUUCCAGGCUCUGGAAAUACUUGGACAAGAUACGUCAUUGAACGAGCAACAGGAUAUUUCACGGGGGCAGUUGCAAACGAUUCUUCCUUGUUUGCAGGCGGCUUCGUCGGCGAGUAUGAGCAUCAAAACGCGGGAACUACGAUUCUUGUCAAGGGAAGAGCGCAUCGGAACAUCAAGGAACAGGACGGAGCGGUGCUUCUCAUCAGAAAUCCCUUCGACGCGAUUCUAGCCGAGUUCAACCGCAAUCACGGCGGCGGGCACACUGGCCACGCGGCCAAAGAGGCCUUUUACGCGAAAAACACAAAGGAAAUCUGGCCGGGCAAGGAUAAGAGGGCCUGGUACCCGCUGGUGCUUGACCAGGCGAAUCGUUGGUACAAUAUCUACUCCCGAUAUCUCACGAACACGGAGAACAUCCACGUGAUCUAUUUCGAAGAGAUGAAAGAAAAUCUCGGCCCGCCGAUGAGAAGGGUCGUCGAUUUUCUCGACGUCGAAGUCGUCGACUUCGAAUCACGUUUAAAGUGUCUCCUGAGCAACACCGAGGGAUCGUUCAAGAGAACCAAACAGCCGCUUGACUUCGACCCAUUCGCGAUUCACGAAGACGUCAUUCCGGGCAGGGCUCUAUUUUAA
Molecule: messenger RNA, 1107 nt
Organism: Oikopleura dioica
Lineage: Eukaryota; Metazoa; Chordata; Appendicularia; Copelata; Oikopleuridae
Source: the annotation of a GenBank genome assembly